AUGUCCUCUGGUCAUCGACGCAAGCGGCCACGGCCCUCAUAUUCCUGCAUGGAAUGCACCCGGCGUAAACUUCGUUGCUCAAAACAGAUACCCUGCUCGGCUUGCGUAGAGCGAGGGGUUGCGCAGUACUGCCGCCGACGAACAGGCAGCAGUGUCUCAGAAGCGCGGGAUCCAAGUCCUGUCUUUGGUGCUUCGUCUACCAGACGUAUUCCAGACGACAGAGGAACCCCAAGCGUGAUCCCAUGUUCAGACGCUAUCAACAAUUUGUCGCCUGCCUCCCACUCAAGUCCGGUGCGAACACAACAGGGCAACAUAACCACCAGCCCUAUGAACCCAGACACUAUUGAUGUUCAUUGUGCUGUGCCAAUGUUGCAGGAGAGUCGACCGCGACGGAGAGUUGUGGAUAAUGUUAAUGAAGAUGCGGCAGUUAUGCUUGAGUUCUUGGCCCUGAGUCGGCAGCGCGUUAGCCAAAUUGCACAGAUCGACCAGACCCACAUCAGAGGGCAGAGUAGCAUUCUGACUGAGGCAUAUGAGCUGCUUUUCACCUUGAAACAAGUUCGCACCAUGAUGGCUUACCACCAAGACUGCAUCUCCUGGAUCCAUAACGUGGUUCAUCUUCCCACGUUUCGAGAUCAGUGCGAGAGUCUUUUUGCGGACCCGACCAAGGUACAACCGUGCUGGCUGGCAUUGUAUUAUGCUAUGCUUGCGGUUACCCUAUACCAUGCCGACCCUGGCAUACUUCAGGAAAUUGAUAUCCCCUCAUCCACCCAGAUGUCAGAGUUAUGCUACCAGAAAAGUCUCGAUAGUCUGCAUAGAGCCGAUUUCAUGAUCAACCACAAUAUCCUCAGUAUUCAAGCAAUAUGUCUACUCAUUUACGUGGGGCACAAUCUGGGCCAAUCUGACAGGAUAUCCGUACUCCUGGCGAGUGCGGUGCGCAUUGCCCAAUGCCUUUGCCUUCAUCGGCUCGGAUCCACCUCGGGAGAAGGGGCAGACGAGGCACAGAGGACCCAAAGCGCAAGACAGCAAUGGCUGAUCGAUCGUGAGGUCUCGAAGCGUGUCUGGUGGUUCCUUGUUCGGCAAGACUGGUUGCAGAUUCCAUUCAACAAUACCUAUACAAUACAUCCAACGCAGUUCAAUACUCCAAUGCCCGCCAAUUGCGAGGAAGAUGUCGAUCUGAUGUUCUCGACCGCAGGUAUCAUCGAGCAUGACCAGGAGCACUUCACUCAAGGGAGCUAUACGAUGGUGCUGAAUCAUGUGGCUGUCUUAAUCUGGAAAACACAAGAUAAGAUGUGUCAACAAGGCCAUCCAAACAAAGUUGAUGAUGGCCUGCGCAAAUUGUACACUGAGGUAAUCCAGGCAGAUCGGGACUUAAGGGAAUUGAUGAACAAAAUGCCGAGCUUUUUUCGGGGUCCCACAACUUCAUCUUCGAUGCAGGAAGUGCACAUCAAGUUCCAGCGCGAGGUAUUAUUCCUUGCUUUAGCGCACAAGUUCUACUCCGUUCACCGUCACUUUCAGAUUCCCAGUUUCAAAGAUCCAUGGUUCGCAUAUACGAAGGUUUCAUGUCUUCCAAUCAUACGCCGCAGCCUUGCCACCAUUGUUUCCUCGCCAGAGGAGCCCUACUUUUACAUUGUACGCAGUAUGUGGACCGUAAAUACUCAAGUCCUGACAGCUGCUGAGGAGAUCAGGGCCUUGGCGUUGAAGACCUCGCGCUUCCUUCAAAUUAACCAAACCAAAAGUCGGAUCGCAAAAAGAGGGUUUGUUCUGAUCAACACACUCUUGGACUUGGAUCGAAGAAUAGAGAGCGGUGAUCGAGAGCAUUUCAAUAUAAAGGACAUUGUCUCUCAAGUUGAGGGUAAUGACGACCAUCCAACUGCAGCCCCAGCAGAUCUCCAUUGCGAUGCCGUCAACAGCGGGUCUAUUGUGGACUGGCUGGCGAGAGAUAUUACUACCUGGGAAAGUAUUGUUGGUGCGCUUGAAGGUGUCUAG
Aspergillus japonicus CBS 114.51 is the source of this 1986-nucleotide messenger RNA. RefSeq names its product putative C6 transcription factor. The record is from RefSeq and is a predicted model, not a curated record. NCBI's taxonomy places the organism in Eukaryota, Fungi, Ascomycota, Eurotiomycetes, Eurotiales, Aspergillaceae. Gene Ontology annotation, molecular function: zinc ion binding; DNA binding; DNA-binding transcription factor activity, RNA polymerase II-specific. Gene Ontology annotation, biological process: DNA-templated transcription; regulation of DNA-templated transcription. The transcript has 7 exons. The coding region runs from base 1 to 1986 and encodes 661 amino acids.